CUCCCAAACUUCCAUCUCCCGAGACAAUGUCACCUCCCCUCCAUACUUCAUGCUGUUCAUGCUACGUCCUCUCCUUGCCUCUCGCAGUCACCCACAUCUCAGAACUUGUCGUCCCUCCUUCACGUUGACACUCGCUCAUACAGCAACGCCUCCAUUGAACUCAACCCUGCCUCACCUUUGACGGCGCCCGUCGAUCCUCAGCUCUCCCUCUACACUCACGACACUGGAACCCAAAGACCACGACCACGACUCCAUUUCCCGACCCUCGGUGCACCAACCGUCCGGUAUACGUGACUCCCCAGUUUUCCUCUCCAGACGCACGGAUCGCAGCUUGUCCUUCUACUCAGACGUCACAAGGUCAUACAAGUCUGUGUGUUGUUGACAAAUUCUCGCGUUGUUGAUAAACAAUUGGGCGCUGGUCAGGUGCUACUGAUACCCAGUGGUGGCAACUGAAGUCAAGAGUCGGACCUGAAAGGAAUUGAUUUUUUACACCUUCACCUGUACCACGUCUCUGAAAGUAUCAAAGAACCCGACAGCUGAACCUUUGUCUAAAGGAGUUAUUUCACGUGCCUCGACCCGGCCUUCUGGUCUCUCGCGCCUCUUAUAGCUUCUGCCAGUCCUCUCCUUGACAAGAAGCUAUGACGACGGCAAUGUCUCCUACCGUGGAAGAAGCCAGCUCACAUGGAGCCGCCUACCCAUGGGUUCUGGAGCACCUGUUGGCAUAUCCAGGCACCUAUGAAAUUCCCCUGCGAACCAUGUACACUCUCAAUGCUACGACUCAGAACCAACCACAAUCUCCGACUCUAGCGCCUUCUCCUCCGAUUCCCGGCAAUGCAUUCCCACGAAAGACAUCAGAUGCUGCCGAGGAGCAACAAAACAUGGCCACCAUGACUGCCGCUGCUCAACUGCGAGUUCACCUCAUGGCUGAAAUUUCUCAGUUACCCUCUCAACCUACCUCUUUACCUCCCAGCUUCAUCACCAGCUUUGUUCGACGAUCUUUCCCGCCAGAGCUCGACCUUGUGGACUUCCCCCAAGCUCUCACGGCCAUGGACUACCUCAGGGAUCUGGAGAUUCGACGAAGACGAGAAGUGGUCGCAGCGUUCGACAAGCUGGGCAUUGACCAAGAAGAUAUCAGCCAUCGGGACAAGCUGGCACGCAAGUAUCCUGGAGUUCUACGCUGGGUAAUGGAGAUCGAGGAAAAGGAACGCAAAGUCGAAGCCCUCUACACCCAGGUAUACAUUGGACUGAGGCGCUGGACUCUCAUCAACGAACUCUCACUAACUCCCUUCAACAAAGCAAACUGCAUCGCCAUGCUUAAUACUCUCUAUCCUCCAGUCAGCCUCCAAUCCAACCACUUUGUCCAGCCAACAGCUCAAUUGACUCGCCAGGUGCUGUCAACGCAACGCACCAUGUUCUUCAAAUAUAUCAUUGCAGUCGAGCAGAAGGGGACGUCCGUUCUUGGCACGCUUAUGGACCAGAAUAAACAGCCUGGGGAUGCAACAGGAUGGACUCAUCUCCGAGGCACAGUGGACAACUACCUUCGCAUGGCAAACAGUGUGAUUGACGAAUGUUUUGAGAUAACCGGACGUGCAUGUCAGUCUCCAACAGCGGCAUCCUUCAGCUCUCGUGAUCCUGAGGACGAAGGCCGCCGCAAGGUGGAUUCUGCCAUCUCAUUUGGUUCUGGUACCUCGUCAAACCGCGAUUCUGGCCAGAGCCACGCCACAAGACCCAGCACAAGCAGCAGUUUCAGCACCGGAAGCCACAAUCAUAGUCGACAAGUGUCACGGGACAAGCAACUACCAGAGAAGCCAUUGCCCCCACCCAAGGACGAUGAUGUGACAAUAACCCAGAAAGCGUCCGGAUCGACAUUGGAGCGUAUUGCUCGAGAACUUCGAAAGAUGAAGAGUCGCAACAAUAUUAAGGAGGAUACUCGGCCUCGGACUGCCUCGGCACAAUCGAUGGAGACGACGUCGCCUAUCAUGGAGCAACCACCGUCGACACCUUCCAGGGAUCGUGGCUUGAACUUUAAGCGCAGCUUGAGAAGAAUGCGAUCGAACACCGUUCUUACUGACAACAGCACUCCUCAUGCAGUAAGUUUCAACCAUGAAACGAUCACUCAGGAAGUACCAGCGUUUGAUGCGGAGGUGAUGAAGAGACAGAGACAGGAAUGGGAGAGCCAACAGAAGUUGAGGAACCAGAACUCAUAUGCGAACAUGAAUGCAUGAGCAUGAGCAUGAACACCAAACACUGUAACACACGGUGGUUGUUGUCAUGGACACGGUUUUGGAUUGCACAGGCGUAAGGGUCGCGGCUACUGCUACCGCACUCAUCAAGGCGUUAUUGGAAGAGAAGACAUGGUUUCUCGGAGAAAUGUUUAAUGACACUGCAUGAAGAAUGACGACGCAAGAGCACGUGGACUGGAUGCACCAUGUGUUUGUUUUGAGCCUCGCGGCACCUGUUGAAAUUAUUUGAUCUCGAGAAACAAGCGAGCUCCCACGAGCAGAAAAAAAGGAGUACGGUACACAGUCAAGCAAAUGAGGCUGCUGGUGGAAUACCAUGGCAGUUGUGACAACAGGUAGAGGGGUGCUUGAAUCUGAAUAUGAACAUUACUUGACGAUGCAUGUCACGUACUUGCAAUGCACCCUGUUGUUCGCAUUCCUUUACUUCUUUCCCAUUUCCAUAACCGACUGCUUUUCACUGCUGGUUGGAUUGGCUCUUUCAAUUCUGAGAUCAUGC
Exophiala xenobiotica is the source of this 2736-nucleotide messenger RNA. RefSeq lists its product as uncharacterized. The transcript has a single exon. The record is from RefSeq and is a predicted model, not a curated record. Lineage: Eukaryota; Fungi; Ascomycota; Eurotiomycetes; Chaetothyriales; Herpotrichiellaceae. The coding region runs from base 639 to 2225 and encodes 528 amino acids.